AUGGAUUAUAAAUUCGAUAAAAAUAACUACGAGCUGCUCCAUAAAAUUGCCGAAUCUGAUAUUUCUACUGUAUGGGUUGCUAGAAAUAUCUUGAACAAUAGAUUGGUUUGCGCAAAAUUAAUCGAUAUGGAUUCAUUUCCUGUCGAUUUAGAGGAACUACGUGCGCGUGUUGCAUUUUGGGCAACAUCAGAUAACGAAAAUCAAAUCCAAUACUAUGGUUCUUUCUUAUCUGGGUCAACUCUAUGGUUCCUUUACGAAUAUAUGGAAGGUGGCUCAUUGCACGACAUUCUCAAGUUCGCAUACAUGAAUGGAUUUCAAGAUGAAGUUUUAAUUGCUUCAAUUGCAGAACAAAUUUUGCAAUUUUUGCAAUACUGGCAUGAAAAGCAUCAAAUACAUCGCGAUCUCAGACCAGAGACUAUACUUGUGUCUAAUGAUGGCCACGUUAAAGUCGGAGCUAUCGGAUCGACAACAAGUUUGAUUAUGAGAGGUCAUCGUGCAAAGGCUCGUUAUUCUAACACUUAUAACGGACCUGCAGCAUAUGCUCCUCCAGAAGUAUCUCUCCAUAACGGCUAUACUGAAAAAGCUGACAUUUGGAGUUUCGGAAUUACUAUUUACGAAUUAGCUACAGGACAUCAUCCAUAUUGUGGCACAGAUGAGAUGAAUGUUACAAAGGAAAUUCUUUCCAAGACUCCAGAAACGUCUUUCCUCAAAAGCGACCAAAAUCCAACUUAUUCAUCUAAAUUCAUCGAUUUUCUCAAGCAAUGCCUCAACACCGACCAGAAGAAGAGAUUGUCUGCAAAGGAUCUCCUCAAAUCUUCCUUCAUUAAAGAGUCAAAAGGCGCAAAAUACGUAUCAUCAGUUUUGAUGAGCAAUAUGCCUCCUCUCUACAAGCGUUAUCAAGUAUCUCAUCCCCACAUCAAAGAACAAACCUCAGAAACCCCAGAAUGGUCACAAAUCGCUGCUACAUUCAUACAUUGUGACAAAACUAACAAAAACGAUGCUUCUCGUCCUGACAAAACAGUUUCCCCAUCAAAAUCAGAGGAUGCCAAUGAAUCAGCGGAAGAUCCAGCUAAUACAGUCCACAAAGGAAGAUUUAUUGUCACAUAUUCCAAGAAAGCUGUCAAAAAGAGGGCAUUGAAGCACAGAUCUCAAUCUUCCAACAAUCUUGAUGACAUGAGCGAGCAAUCAGCAUCAAGUCAGACUACAAAUGACAAUUUUUCAGCUUAUGAGAAGAAAAUUGACGAUUUGCAUACAAGAGUUGACAAUAUUGAAGAGUCAUUCACAAACCUUGCACAGCAGUUUGCUGAUGCUCAAAGACAAGUCGAUGAAAUCAAAGCAAAAAGAAUGAACACUCAUUAA
Messenger RNA from Trichomonas vaginalis G3, 1359 nucleotides. RefSeq names its product stress-activated protein kinase signaling cascade. Lineage: Eukaryota; Parabasalia; Trichomonadida; Trichomonadidae. Gene Ontology annotation, biological process: protein phosphorylation. The record is from RefSeq and is a predicted model, not a curated record. The transcript has a single exon. The coding region runs from base 1 to 1359 and encodes 452 amino acids. Gene Ontology annotation, molecular function: protein kinase activity; ATP binding.